UCUUGUUUAGGUACUGUGUAUCUUUUGUUCUUUACACAUUUGUUUAUUGUUACUCAUAAUGUUGUCAUUUCUUCUAUCCUUUUCUCAAAUAUUUCUUGCAGUGAUUUUGAAGCUGUCUGAUCUGCCAUUGAAAGCUUUCAGGUCAUAAUCACAUAGGACAAAAACGAGAAUACAGUAGAUAUGGCUCAUGCAAGUGUGGCUUCUCUUAUGCGAACAAUAGAAUCGCUCGACAUCCAAUUUGCUGAUGCAAUAUCUAAUCUGUGAUCACAGAGAAGAACUUUGCGCUCUUCGUGAAAAAGUUAGUUCCCUGGAAGUAUUUCUCAAGAACUUUGAGAGAAAGAAUGUUUUUGGAGAAAUGACGGAUUUUGAAGUAGAGGUAAAAGAAGUUGCAAGUGCUGUUGAAUACACAAUUCAACUGAGACUAACAGAAACUGUUCAGGGAGAAAAUAAAAGCAUCAUAGGAAUCAUUGGCUCAAGACUUCAACAAUCAGCAAAGGACAUUGAUCAUGUCUGGAAAGAGUCAACAAAGGUUCAAGAUAAAGGCAAACAAGUAUCAAAGGAAUCAUUGGUUCAAGAUUUUUCAAGUUCAACAAACAAUAUUCUGAAUGUUAACAAUAAUAUGGUCAGACGUGAUGAUCAAAAGGAACGCUUGUUAGAAGUCUGACUACAAGCUACUCUGGUGAACCCAAAGUCAUUCCGAUUGUCGGGAUGGGAGGCAUAGCACAACAGAAAGGAAGCUAUGCUGGGCCUUCUGCGAUCGACGAUCAACAUGGAUGACCGGUUAAGACGAGAGGUGAAGCAGAGCUAGCAGACAUGCUGCAGAAAAGUUUAAAGAGAAAGAGGUACUUAAUUGUCUUGGAUGCUCUCUACAGUUGUGAAGUGUGGGAUGGCGUGAGACAAUGCUUUCCAACUGAAGACAAUGCAGGGAGUCGAAUAUUGUUGACUACACGAAUCAAUGAAGUAGCUUGUUAUGCUAGCACGGAGAAUCUUUCUUUGCAGAUGAACUUCAUGGAUCAAGAUGAGAGUUGGAACCUUUUUAGAAGUGUGGCAUUUUCAAAUGAAGCAUUGUCAUCUGAGUUUGAGACUAUUGGGAAGAAAAUUGCAGGGAAAUUUCACGGGUUAUCACUAACUAUUGUCGUGGUUGCUGGACUUCUCAAAUCUAAAAGGGCAAUAGAAGAUUGGGAAAGUGUUGCUAAAGAUGUGAAGUCAUUUGUCAUGAAUGAUCCUGAUGAACGACGUUCACGUGUGCUUGGGUUGAGUUACAAUCACUUGACUAGCGAUCUAAAAGCAUGUCUUCUGCAUUUCGGAAUAUUUCCAGAAGACAGUGAGAUACCAGUGAAGAAUUUGAAGAGAUCAUGGAUUGCUGAGGGGUUCCUAAAGUUGGAAAAUGAUUUGGAAGGAGAGGCUGAGAAGUGCUUGCAAGAGCUUGUCGAUAGAUGUCUAGUGCUCGUCUGCAAGAAAAGUCUAGAUGGAACAAAAAUUAGAUCAUGUAAGGUUCAUGAUCUAAUAUAUGACCUGUGCGUAAGAGAAAUUCAAAGGGAGAACAUUUUUAUAUUGAACGACAUUGUGCUUGACCAAUCAGAUUCAGUAUGGGGACCUCUCAGUAUGCAAAAAAUGCGGCCCUUUAAAUGGGUGACUGGUGAUGAAUUUCUUUACUGUCCCAAUGGUCUUUAUAGGGCACUUCUUACCCGUGUACAUCGUCAGUUGAGAGAUCAUGACAACAACGAUCUUUUGAAACGAACCCAUUCUAUUUUCUCUUUUCAUCUUAAGGAUUCAUUUUUUCCUCCAUUUCUGAAAUCAGAGCUUAUUCAUUUCAAAUUACUCAAAGUCUUGGAGUUGAGACACUUGGGGAUUGGUAAUUUCCCUGUACAGAUACUAAGCCUCAUCUGGUUGAGGUACCUAUCAUUGCUCUGCCAUGUGUGUUUAGACAUACCUCGAGAAAUUUGCAGGUUAUGGAAUCUGCAGACAUUCAUUGUUCAAGGGCUUAGUCCAUUAGUUAAAAUAACUGUUCCUGAGGAAAUUUGGGGACUAAUGCAAUUAAGGCAUCUCAAACUGCCAGCAUUUUAUUUGCCAGAUUGCCCAAGUGGAUCUGCUGACAAAGGAAGGCAUCCUAAACGGCCCAGAGUAUAUUUUUUGCCAGAUUGCCCAACAAAAUCUGCUGUCAAAGGAAGGCAUCUUCAACUGCCCAGAUUAUAUUUUCCAAAUUGCCCAAGUCGAUCUGUUGACAAGGGAAGGCACUUGGAUUUGUCAAACUUACAAACUAUUUCUUACUUGUCUCCACUUUGUUGCAAGAAGGAGGUUAUUAUGGGGAUUCAGAAUGUCAAAGAAUUAGGAAUCAGUGGAUAUGAGACUGAAAUUAAUAGUAUUCGGGACUCUGGGAUUCUCAAUAAUCUUGUCCAUCUGCAGCAACUUGAAACUUUGAGUUUUAUGUGGUGCUCUAAGCUGUUUCCAGAAAGUGCAAGAGCUUUUCCUGCAAUGCUCAAGAAGCUGAAGUUGGAAAGAACUUCGCUAAGUUGGUCGUACUUGGAUAUCAUUGCUGAAUUGCCUAACCUUGAGGUGCUCAAGCUGAUGGAUGAUGCUUGUGGUGGCAAAAAAUGGCAUCCAAUUGUUAGGGGAUUUAAUAAAUUGAAGUUUUUGCUAAUUGAAGGUAAUUAUAAUAAAUUGAAGUUUUUGCUAAUUGAAGGUAAUUAUCUCAAGUACUAGAAAGCCACAAACGACAAUUUUCCUGUCCUUGAGCGCCUCAUGAUUAGAAGUUGCCGAAACUUGAAAGAGAUACCCAUUGAGUUUGCAGAUAUACACACACUACAGCUGAUUGAGUUAAGAAAGUGUCCUCCCAAACUUGGGGAAUCUGCUGCACGAAUUCAGAAAGAACAAGAAGACCUCGGAAACAACCCUGUGGAUGUUUGUAUCUCUGAUCCAUAUGAUGACGAUGAUGAUGACGAUGAUGAUGAUGAAGAAGAAUAUGCAGAUGUGUCAGAUCAAAUGUGCCACAUCAGCUAAAAAGUCGGGAAGAGUUAUUCUGAUUCAGAAGAACAUUAGGAAAGGAGUUCAAGGCCAGAAGGAUUGAACUCUUAGAAUUUCAUUUCGGUUCCUCUGUCGCAAAUUACCACUAAAUUAUCAGUUUCAAGCGACGUGUGGCUUCCAAGGAUUUGUGGCACACAUUAAUUUUCUGUAAUGCAUAAAGCCUUGCCACGGCCUUUAGGUGAUGGUCUAUGAGACUUACAGGUUAUGUUGUACUAAUUCCCUUCUUCCCUUCUCUUUUUAUGUAACUUUACAAAUUCAACUUCAGUACUAGCAGACCACGUGGAUCGAGUUUGAUGAUUAUUUUAUAUGAUGAGACAACCUGUUAGUUUUGUGGUGUCUAGGAGUCUUUAUGUUAUUGUUCUGAUUCCAUUAUUUCUAGCCACAUCCCAACUUGAACUCUUAAUAAAUGCUCUUAUGACUUUGGUGAUGUACUUGAUUAUGGUUUCAGUUAUUGAUUUGGUUAUUACUUUGUGUUGUUAGUUUUAUUUUUUGAGUUAAUAGAAUUUGAAACUGGUAUUAUAUGUAGCAACACUGCUGAGUUCUUGAAACUCGCAGUUUUCUGGUAAAAACUGCACAAGGAACACGAGAGUAAAGAUAUGACUCAUGCAAGCAUGACUUCUCUGAACAGAACAACGGAAUUGGUCGUGACAUCCAAUUCGCCAGUGAAAUCUCUAAUUAGUGAACACAGAGAAGAAUUUCUCGCUUUUCAAGAAAAUGAUAGCUCCCUGGAAUUAUUUCUCAAGAACUCCCUGGAAUUAUUUCUCAAGAACUUUGAGAAAAGCAAUGUUUCUUGGGAAAUAUAGGGAAAGGGCUCAAAUAUGCCAUUGAACUAUCAAAAAUGGCUCAUUUAUGCGAUCAGUUACGAGUUUGGCUCAAUCGUGCCAUUGCCGUUACAAAAUCGGCUCAUUCAUGCCAUUACUUUUUAAUGGUGGCCUUUGUGCUAAAAAAACAUUUCUUGAUUCUGAGUCAACCAUAUCUUCUGCUGUGUAUGCUAUAUCAGUGAUUUCAGCUUCCAAACUUGUUGAUGCCUCGAGAUCAUCUGUUGCUUUCCAUGGUUUCUCCAGAAUAGCUCUCAAAGUUUCAAGCUUUUUGUAGAAUGGUUGGAAAUCACAUGCUGUCAAUUCCAUUGGUUGGUGUAUGGUUCUCUUAAGACAAGUAAUAGCAGCAUAAUCCAUAUCUCUUAAUUUCUCAAAAUCCUAAAAGUGUCCACUAAUCAGCUCAAGUUAGUUUUUUGUAUGAACUAAUCAACUCAAGUUGUAUGGCUUGUUUCACAAUCCCAUUCCCUUUAUCAUAACUGGCCCGGCCUCCUUACCGGUCUACGUGCUGUCUUGGGCCGCGCUGUAAACAGGCCAGCCCGGCUGUUAGACAAGUAUAGUUGCACUUAUUUCUGCAAGAUUUUCAUCAAAAGGUUUUCGAUUAUGCAUAAAGAUGCAUUUGAUAAAGAACACAAAGAACAAACUGAAGUUCCCACUUGACUUCUUUUGACUUUAUCAAAAGGAGAUUAGUGGUCAUUAUCACAUCCUAAAAGUGUCCACUGACCCAACUUGGCUGAUCUCUCAAAUAAACAAAUACAAAUACAAAGACCAAAGGUCUCUUUUUUCUUUUAAUUUUUCAAAAAGAUAGAUGGUUCACGGGGAAAAGGAGAGAUUUGUCAUCACCCGAGCAUGUUUAAUCAUCCAUUCACCUAACUUUUUAGGAUCAGCGGGAUAGGGAUCGAUUCCAUCUAUAUGGCGCCAUAGUUCUUAUCCGGUACCAAAUAAUUGAAAUCGCAAUUCCCUGUAUGAAUAAUUUUUUCCAGUGAAACGAACACUGAAUGAUUCAAAUUGAUGUGAAGACAUAUUCUUGAAUAGCUGCGAAAACUAGAAAUACUAUGACUGAAAAAAAAAACCGGAAUGACCGAGAUCAAAAGUCCUAGGAGUUAAGGACUGAUUGUCGACGAACUGUGCCAAUUUUUUGCUGAAUGAUUCUCAAUAUUGAGAGUCUUGUCGUUAAAUAGAAAGUAUUCAAAGAUUACAUCCCUAAAGAUCCGUCUUUCCUAUCCCUAAAGAUCAACUAUUCUAUCCCUCUAAAUCCGCAGCUAUUCUAUCACAAUAUUUAUUCUCUUUGGUUACCAAAUCAAAUAUCUAUAAUUACACUUAUAUACAACGAUACAUAGUUACAUUAAUUAUACAAUAUUCACUAUUCGUUCAUGAUCUGUGAGCUGUCCAUCAUGCUAACGAUGCUCUGGUAAAUAACAUCGUGAAAAGAGAAAUGACUUAGAUAUUACACCUUUCACACGAUUUUCCCAUCUGUUGUUAUAAUUUGGAGCUUAAGAGAAGAAAAAAGGAAGGUUUCAGCAGUAGCUUUUCAUUCAUUCAUCAUCAUAACAUUUUAAAAAAGACUCCACUUAUAAGCUACAUGAGUCUUACAAGACAUACCUCAUAGUAUCUUACAAGACACUUUCUCAAAAUAAGGACUACCAUUUAUUUUUUAAAAAAGCUAAACCUAUAAUAUUAAGAGAAACUAUUAAAUAAAAGACUAUCUUAGAAAAAUCUCAUAUUCUAACACUCCUCCUUGAGAUUUUUCUUGGAUACUCCCAACAUAGCCCUUAGAACUUCAAAUUUCCCCUUAGGAAGAGCCUUGGUCAAAAUGUCUACAAUCUGCUGAUCGGAGUGCAAUGAACAAGAUUAACUUUGCCAUCCUUCUCUACUUUCCUGAUAGUGUGAAACUUCACAUUUAUAUGCUUACUACGACCAUGUUGCACUGGAUUUUUGGCGAUAGAAAUUGCCGACUUAUUGUCAACCUUAUUGACAGUAGCUUCAAUUUGAUUUUGCUCUAGAUCACGUAGAAUUUUUCGUAACCAUAGAGCCUGAUUAGAUGCACUAGCAACAACAAUGUAUUCUGCCUCUGCAGAUGAUUGAGCUACCACAUCUUGCUUCCUUGAAUUCCAUGAGAGCAUGCCUGAACCAAGUAUAAAGGCAUAUCCAAAAGUGCUCUUCAUAUCAUCAACACUUCCAGCCCAACCACUAUCUGAAUGACCCAUCAAUUGCCCUUGCUCUUCCCUUUUAAACCAAAUACCAUAAUCAACAAUUCCCUUGAUAUACCUCAAUGUUCGUUUGGAAAUACGAAGAUGAGCUUAACUUGGAGAAUGCAUAAACCUUGACAAAAAACUUGUCGUGAACAUGAGAUCAGGUCUUGUUGCUGUCAGAUAUAGCAAACUGCCAAUUAAACUUCGGUAAACUGUUGGAUCAGCCCUAUCAUCUCCUUCAGACUUCGAGAUCUUUUCAUUGUGAACAAUUGGAGUUGACACAUGCUUACACUUCUCCAUCUUGAGUUUUUUAAGAACAUCCCAUGCAUAUUUUCUCUGAAAAUUCCAUCAAUAGCUUGAUGAAUCUCCAUUCCCAGAAAGUAAUUCAUUUCACCCAAGUAUGACAUCUCAAACUUGGUCUCCAUUUCUUACUUGAAUUGAUUCACCAUAGCUUCAUUGCUCCCGGUUACCAGAAGAUCAUAAACAUAGAGUGAUACCACUAGAACAUCUCCACCUUUAGCCUUUUUCACAUAUAAAGUGGCUUUAUUUUCACUUCUUUUGAAGCCGCAAUGAAUUAGAUGAUCAUCAAUCUUACUGUACCAUGCUCGAGGAGCCUGUUUUAAUCCAUACAACGCCUUAUGUAGUCUGUAAACUUUAUCUUCCAUUCCUCCAACUUGAAAGCCUUCCGGUUGGUCGACAUAAAUUUGUUCCUGCAAUGGUCCAUUUAAGAAUGCCGACUUCACAUCCAGAUGAUACAACUUCCAAUUUGAUUGAGCUGCCAAAGCAAAUAGAAGUCGUAUCGUAUCAUGUCUUACAACAGGUUCAAAUGUGUCUCCAUAAUCCAGACCUGCAACUUGCACAUAACCUUUCACAAUAAGCCUUGCUUUGUGUUUAUUAACUGAACCAUCUAGAUUAAUUUUGGUUCUAUAAACCCAUUUCCCCCCUAUUACAUUUCUGUCUUGGGCUUAUCAACCAGCUUUCAAGUGUCAUUCUUCUCUAUGAUACCAAUCUCCUCCUUCAUGGCUUCAAUUCAAACUUCAUGUUUUGAUGCUUCUUGAUAGGUAUUGGGUUCCAUGAUUGAAACAUUGCAUCUUUCAUAUAUCUCAGAAAGGACCUUGUCUUCAAAAUUGGCGAAUCAAGUGAGGAUUCACCAUCUGAUUCUUCAGCUUCUUCUAGAUUUUCAGAGCCAAAUGGUUGUAUUUCAGGCAACGGAUUCAAGUUCAAAUAAUCUGCAUUUUCUUUUUCAACUUGCUCCUUAUCCUAGUUCCAAUAAGCAUACUCAUCCACCACUACAUCAGUUCUGAUGGAAAUGCCUUUUGUUUGCAAGUUGAAAACUCUAUAACCUUUGGCUUGCAAUGAAUAACCAAUAAAGAUCCCCAAUUCACCUUUCGGUUCAAGCUUGCUUCUUCUCAUUGAAGGAACAUGAGAAUAGCAUAUCGAACCAAAGAUUUUUACGUGCUUGGCAGAUGCCCUUUUUCCACUCCAUACCUCAAUAGGAGUUUUACCAUCCAUAGCUUUGGUUGGAAGCCUAUUCAACAAAUAAACUGAAGUAGAAACAAGUUUUGCCCAAAAAUUUUGCGGUAGUUUCUUUUCAAGCACCAAAUAUCUAGCCAUUUCAACUACCGUCUCGUUUUUCCUCUCCGAGACUCUAUUUUGUUCUGGUGAAUAACUUACUGUCAGCUUGUGAUUAAUCCCUGCAUCUUUACAAUACUUGUUGAACUCAUUUGAAGUAUAUUCACCUCCAUUGUCUGACCUUAAAGCCUUCCGCUUGCAGCCACUCUGUCUUUCAGCGGAAGCUUUAAACUUCUUGAAAACUGAAAAUACUUGAGAUUUUUUACUGACAAAAUACACCUAAGUCAUCCUUGUGAAGUCAUCAAUGAAAAACUGAAAAUAUUUAUUUUGACCCAGGGAUGAUGUCUUCAUAGGUCCACAUACAGUGUGAAUAAGUUCAAGCUUUUCAGUUACCCUUCAUGAAGCACUUUUAGGAAAUGAUUUCCUGUGAACCUUUCCUAUCUGACAUGACCCACAUACUUCUUUAGAAACUGAGAUCUUAGGUAAAUCCUUAGUCAAGCCCUUCUCAUACAUAGAUUUUAAAGUAGCAUAGUUAAGAUUCCCAUAUCUUCUGUGCCAUAGCCAUGAAUCAUCCAAUUUUACAAAAAUUGGCACUAUCAAACUUUCCAUCUACUGGAAAGAUCCUAUCCACCAUUUCUACUUUGUCAAUCAAAGUAUCAUCAAUAUCAAAGAUCAAACAAUGCUUUCCCUUAAAAAGUAAGGAGUAGCCUUUAGAAAUCAUUUGGCCAACACUCAACAGGUUACAUGCUAAAGAAUAAACAUACAACACAUUAUGUAUAAGCUUUGUACCUUGUUUAGUUUGAAAGGAAAUUGAACCCUUUCCAUGUGCUUCUAAUGUUGCACCAUUUCCAUCCUAACUUUAGCUUUAAGUGACUUGUCAAGUGUGUGAAACAUAAGCUCAUUAUAUGUCAUGUGAGUCGUGGACCCACUAUCUAGGAACUAUUUGGAUUGGUUGAAUUUUUUUUCUUCAUGAGCAGACAUAAACAAGCUUUCUUCCUUUUCUGACUCUUCAGUGAAAUUUUCCUGCUGAACAUGUUGUUGUGGCUGAUUCUUCUUUGCCCUGAAUUCUUCUUAAUAUGACACAUUUUUCUACAAAAUCUGCACUGAAUUGAUGACUUUUCUUUGAACCAACAAUCCUUUUCUUGAUGAUUGGUUCUUUUACAGUGGAGGCAAGGUCGAAACUUUUCUUUCUGUGAAGAUUCAGUCCAUGACUUUUUCUUUGCCGCUUUAUCUCCUUCCAUUCUCCUAUUGUCCUUCACAGGUUGCUUGUCUUUGUGCUUUGCUUGAAAUGCCAUUUCUUCUACUUCUUCAUCUCUUAUACUUGUUCUUUGUUCUUGGGCUUGCAAUUUGCUAAUCAGCUCUGCGACAGACAAAGUCUUCAAAUCACAAGAUUCCUCUAUUGCUGAAAUAUUGGACUCAAACCUUGAUGGUAAGAUUAUCAUCAUCUUCUCCACCACCUUUGAAUCUGGAAAAGUUUCACCAAAUAAUCUUAUCUUUUUUACAAUUUUCAGAAGUUUGGCAGAGUACUCCUUCACGGUAUCUCCUUCUUUCAUCCUUAACAUCUCAAAUUCUUUUUUGAGAGUUAAGAGUUUGACAGAUUUCACUCUUUCACUUCCAUCAACUCCUCAUUUAGCUUCUCCCAUACUUCUUUGGGUGUUUCACAAGCCAUUAUUUUGGUGAAAAUCACAUCUAAAAGUGCUGAAUGAAGACAAGUAAGAGCCUUUGGUUUCUUGGACUUUGCAUCUUCAUAAUUCUUCAUUUGUGCAACAGUUGGAUUUGGUCCCAAUGGAGGGGGAUCAUUUUCACUUUCAACUGCUUCCCAUAGACUAAGAGCUUUAAGAUAAGCCUUCAUCUUUAUGACCCAUAUGUGAUAGUUUUAUCCUGUAAACGUAAGAGGACCUGCACCCAAGAAGCUGUUGGAUGCCAUGCUGCUGUUCAGAUUUCUUUUUUUUAGAAGAUCUGAAAAAAACUUAUCUUUAAGCCUUCACAGAUCCCUCAAGAAGAUCGGCUCUGAUACCACUGUUAUAAUUUGGAGCUUAAGAGUAGAAAAAAGGAAGGUUUGAGCAGUAGCUUUUCAUUCAUUCAUCAUCACAACAUUUUACAAAAGACUCCACUUAUAAGCUACACGAGUCUUACAAGACACACCUCAUAGUAUCUUACAAGACACACUUUCUCAAAAUAAGGACUACCAUUUAUUUUUAAAAAAAGCUAAACAUAUAAUAUUAAAAGAAGCUAUUAAAUAAAAGACUAUCUUAGAAAAAUCUCAUAGUCUAACAUCUGUGACUUCCUGUGUGAGGUUUUUAGUAAGUUGGUGCAAUUUCUCUAGUGCCGCUGGAGUUAGUCUUUCGUCCUUCGCAGGGUAGAUAGAAGACUCCAAGUAAAGCAAACAAUAUUAUAAAGUCAUAAAUUGUUACUUAUCUCAUAUAUUGAAUAAAAGCAACCACUCAAACUCAGUACUGAAAUUUAUGGAAAGAUGCUGCAACAGGACUCUGAAGGCAUCUUUUCACUCAUAUAUUGUAUUCAUGCGUCCUAUUUAUGAGAUAGGUAAGAACACGUGACCAUCAGUACUGUGCUGUUUAGUGGUAUUUCAAAGUUUUUGUAUAAUAGCUAAAGAAAUUUGCAGAUCAUAUAUAGAAUGAGAAGUUCUCAAUCUACUUUACUUGUUCAUACAAAUGUCCAAUACCUACUAACUGAAAUGCAUCUUCAAAAGAAUUUGUACACGCAAAAUAAUGAUGCUGACUGGUAAUCGGGGGAUAAAUAUCAAUGUUAAUAUCACCAGACGGCAUCUUUCUUGAUUCUGGGAGUGACAGUCGCCUGGGCUUCGCAGAAACUACUUCAGCGAACCCUUCUGAAGUCAAGUUCAAUGCACUGGUUCCUAAUUAUGAACUACAUGUAUUCUCAACUACAUACAUUGGGUGAUCAAACUUGCAACUUGAACCAAAUAUCAGAUCCCAUGUCUGCAAUAGUACAUACACAAUGGUUGUCCCUGCAAAACAAAUCCAACAAAAGAAAAGAAAUCUUUUCAGCUCGCCACAUUUCCACAUUACCAAAGAGGAUUUUGUAGAGAAAAGCCGGAAAGAAUAACUGAUCUUUCAGCCCAUUUGAACUUAUUUUUUCCCCUCUAUCUCUCCUGGUGUUCAAAAGGCACACUUCGUCAAGUGUCUGUCUGGUCACUAACUGAGUUUGAAUGUCUAUCUUACAAAACAUAUCAAAUUUAAGUGGCUAUACAGGUUUUUGAGCAUUCUUUAUUUUUGAAGAACACUCGUUCUCAUGGACUAAAACUCCAUCUUCUGUGUAGAAAAAUAAUGAAGGCACCUUCUUUGAACACUCGUUAUCCUAA
This is a messenger RNA of Capsicum annuum, 10943 nucleotides long. RefSeq names its product putative late blight resistance protein homolog R1B-17. Gene Ontology annotation, biological process: protein folding. The coding region runs from base 814 to 2703 and encodes 629 amino acids. Gene Ontology annotation, molecular function: alpha-tubulin binding; ADP binding. NCBI's taxonomy places the organism in Eukaryota, Viridiplantae, Streptophyta, Magnoliopsida, Solanales, Solanaceae. The record is from RefSeq and is a predicted model, not a curated record. The transcript is spliced from 6 exons.